AUGGAGUCUUUCCAGCGAGUUCCAGAGAAAGCCAGAGCUUCUGGUCUCGUCUUCACUGCUCGGUGUCCUCUGCUUCUGGAGGCCCAGUCUGCGUGGCUCUGUGACCUGCAAGUAUUGGGAGAUCCACAGCUAAGACGCCAGGACCCACUAGGAAACCUGGAAAUGGGACCAUUGACAUUUAUAGAUGUGGCCAUAGAAUUUUCUCUGAAAGAGUGGCAAUGCCUGGACACUGCACAACAGAAUUUAUAUAGAGAUGUGAUGUUAGAGAACUACAGAAACCUGGUCUUUCUCGCCAGACCUGAUCACCUAUCUGGAGCAAGGAAAGGAGCCUUGGAAUAUGAAGAGACAUGA
Messenger RNA from Nomascus leucogenys (northern white-cheeked gibbon), 351 nucleotides. RefSeq names its product zinc finger protein 98-like. Gene Ontology annotation, biological process: regulation of DNA-templated transcription. The record is from RefSeq and is a predicted model, not a curated record. Lineage: Eukaryota; Metazoa; Chordata; Mammalia; Primates; Hylobatidae. The transcript has 4 exons. Bases 1 to 351 code for a protein of 116 amino acids.